Messenger RNA from Lytechinus pictus (painted urchin), 3625 nucleotides. Its product is annotated as LYR motif-containing protein 1-like. The coding region runs from base 486 to 857 and encodes 123 amino acids. The transcript has 4 exons. Gene Ontology annotation, cellular component: mitochondrion. NCBI's taxonomy places the organism in Eukaryota, Metazoa, Echinodermata, Echinoidea, Temnopleuroida, Toxopneustidae. The record is from RefSeq and is a predicted model, not a curated record.
UACACUCCAACACAUAAACUUCCAUGUCAGUAAAAAAAAUUUGAUAAGAUUUCCGUUUAAAAACUUACCAGUAAACUGUUCCAGAGCUAACUCCACACUUAUCUGGUCCUUGUAUAUGUUAGGUAGACUUCUGUAUAAAUUUUUUACUGUUUCAAAUUCAGUAAAUUCCUCCUUGAUGUGACCCUUUUGGGCCAACUCAGUCUCGUCUUCCAUAGUCAUCCCUGGGGUCGCCAUGUUUUCGGUUAUGCAAUAGAGCUAGUACCGUACGUACCAUACAGUGCGACGGCGAGGCACCCCCUCGCUGCACGCACCCGUACCCCGGUACCCCCGGCCGCGCCCGUACUGCGCCCGCUACACUGCGCUUGAGUCACGUCAUGCAGGCUGACCAUAGUUUGUUUUAUCUCCUGCUAACUGAGUGAAGACUGCAUCUAAGCUGAACCUGAGUGAGCAAAAGUCGAGGAAGCAUCCAUCAUGACAAAUUCAAGAUGGCGACCAUCAGUUUGAGAUCACAAACACUAUCACUGUACAAAACGUUACUGAGAACAGCUCAGAGAUGGGAGGCCAGUUCUGGAGUACUGAGUGAGACCAAGUCUGAAAGGGAAUACAUCAAAGCAGAAACUAAAGAACUCUUCAGGAAAAAUAGACAACUUACAGAUGUUGAGGAGAUUAGGCUUUGCAUUCAAGAAGGAGAGUCCAGACUAGCAAUGGCUAUGCAUUACAGGACACCAUACCCCAGGCCUGUGAACAUUCCUUAUGGUGGACUCCCUCCCUCUACGAGCAAAGGCAAGAAAGCCCAAGUGAGACUACGCAAGCAGGCUAAGCCGGUUUACAUGAAAUCCCAUGAUGAAUAUUCAUGAGAAUUGUGAGGGAUGUGCUGAGAAUGGACGAAAAAAGAUUUGUACCCAUGUCUGAUGAAAAGAAUCAUCAUUCUGUAUGUAUGAAUUGAAUAUUUUAUUUCUGAACUUGAUAACAAAAUUUCAGGGCUUGCUUAUUUUAAUGUUGAAGCUGAAGUUUAGAAAUACUAUUCUACUAUGUUCAUCAAUUAUCCAGAAGAUCUGAAUAUACUUUCUAUUAAUUUUUGUGCAAUUUGACCCUUGAGUUGAUAAAAUUUUGGACAUGGCAGUCUUUUUAUUCUUGGGUAUGUUUGUUUGAGACUCAAGACUAAAACUCUAAUGUCACUUUUGAGGUUCAGAGACGUUUUCCACCAUGUAUGCCUCUUUAUACAUGUUUUUUUACUGAUUAGGAGGUACUAAAAGAAAAUAUACUUUUAAAAAGAGAGCUUAUUACCUUUGCUUCUAACAAGGACACUUUACCACUCAGAAAUUUUAUGCUGUAUUUGCAGCGUUGAUUAGAAACACGAUAAUGAUCAAAUUAUUGAGCAAUUAUAGUGAUUAUUGUAAUUACAACACCAUCUAAAUGUUGUUGCCCUUGUUAAAGCAAGUUCGUAAUGCCCAAUUGAAUAAAAGAACUGUUGAUCAUGCAAGCUUUGUUUGUUUUGCCCCAUGCUCAUGAUGAUGAUGAAGAUAAUUCACAGCACUGAUAUAACAUUAAAGCACAGCCUACAUUUUUUAUGUAGCUCCCUCCUAGAUCAAGAGAUCUUGAAUAACUACCUCUGUUUGAAACUAAUGAAGGGGAAUUCCCGCAAAUUGUUAUUGCAUCACACUGUUGGUCAAAAUUGAGCAAGAGAUGAUUAUUAGGGAUCCUGAUGCUCUGACAAAGGCUCUGUUAUGGCUCAUCUUCUGUUCAUUUCUUCUACGUGUAUGUGUGUUGUACAUAAGUUAACCUUUAUUCAUGAUCUGGUGAGAAAGUUGUAAAUUGUAAUAUUAGUUUUGAUACAUUUUGUUGUGCAAAGUAUUUCUAUUUCUAUUUCCUUUAUACAUUUUCCUUUCUCUUAACCGCUUAGAGGCAAUUUUUGCGAUUUUGCGGUCUAUAAAAUUGUUAUUAUUAUUAUUACAGAGUAUGUUGGUACUUAGUGUUGGUUGAGCAAAAUGUGUAAGACAAGGUAUUUUAGAGCUACCGAAAAUACUGCGGUCUCACUUGUAAAUUAGAUUUACAAGUAGUUGUGAAUCGAAUUAAAUUGUUACAAGUUGCCCCAAAGAUUCACAAGAUUGGAAUGAGACACAACAUAAUUGUCUAUUUUUAUGAAGUUACAGCGUGUCUUGUGGACUAUGUAAGUUUAGUGAGAUUAGGUUAUUUCAAUGACUCAGCAUUCAGAAUCACCCUUCAAUGUUUAAUAUAGAAAAUUUGGACUCGGUCAUUGUUUGACAAUGUAGAUUAUGUUAUCCUUGUUUCAUUGUUUGUAUAUGUCUCAGAAGUUAUUAUGAUAAUUCUAUUUUGAUUCAUUCAUCAUCAAUUUUGUCUACUUUGUGAUUUUUGUCAAAAGUUGGCCCUUUUACAUAAAAUACAUACCCAGUUGUUGUGUGUACGGACAAUCAAUUUUAAACAGCCAUUUGUUGGAAAAACUAUCAAGCAAAGUUUCAUCAGUUUUUAGUACGUAGUGUUAGGCAAUAUUAUGGAUCACAAAAUGGAAGAAGAUUACAACUAUUGUAUUCAUAUAUCUUGUGUACUUCAAAGAAAACAUAGAAGGCGUCGAAAUUUUAAAGUGUCUGGACACCGGGCCCCCAUCCUACUAUCAAUGGUAUUUUGGGUAUAAGCUGCAAUUACCAUGGUAUGGAAGUUAUUAUUAGUGGCAAGAUUCCACCAACAGUAAGUUUAAUUGAAAUGGGGUCUUUGUGUAAUGGAUACUGCAGAGUAGCGAGGUCUUUCCAAUCUUUUUAAAAGACUAUAAUAAAAAAAAUUGUUUGCAUCCAUUUGGUCUCAUGCCUAGAUGGGCAUUAAAUUUCCACUUUGUCUAUUUAAAUUCUUACUUUUUAUUCAUAUGUAUUUUUAAAAUAAAUGUUGGUUCAUGAACAGUUUAUUAAUUCAUAUAGACUGAUUGAUAUUAGAUAAAAUUGGUAUAGCCUAACUGGAAAUUAGAAAAAAAAAUUAUUGAUAACCUAGGUGACGAUUAGACCACAUGGUAAGUACUAAGUAGACAUACUGGUUGUAUACAAACUGUGAUUAGAACAUGUGGGAUGAUACCAAAUAGACCAAGUAAGUGAAGGCCCAGUGGGUAGCUAAAAACCCUCCAGAUUUCUUCGCAAAAUCUUGUUUCAUAUUUUUAUUGCCUCUAAUCCUCUAUGAUUAAUUGACAAUGAUCUUCCUGAUUUCUCAGUAAUUCUUUGAGUGGUGAUUAUAAAAGUUAAAGUAAGCUGUUGGAACCUUUAUUUGAUCAGCUUUUAUCCUUCAAAAUUGGCAAGAGCUAUAAUUUCUCACAUAUAGAGCUACAUUGUCCAUCCAUUCUGUGUACGAGAAUGUAAGAUAAUUAUGUAAAUAUUGUCUUUAGAAUUGAUUAAUUUGCCAGUUCAUGGAUUUUGUUGUGUUUGAAAGUUCAGGUAAAUUAAUUUGUUGAUUUGGAGGCCCAUUCCUUCUAAGGGAAUAAAAAAAGGUUUACUUUUAUGAAGAAAAAUAAUAACACAUGAUUUCACACAUUGAUUGAACAAAUUAAUUUAAUGGCAAUGUUUGCAGAUUGCAUACUAUUCAGGAUGUCAGUUGACUCAUAAAAGUACUUUGAUCAAUAGCUUAA